Messenger RNA from Meloidogyne enterolobii, 2160 nucleotides. NCBI's taxonomy places the organism in Eukaryota, Metazoa, Nematoda, Chromadorea, Rhabditida, Meloidogynidae. The record is from the annotation of a GenBank genome assembly.
AUGAAAGAAAAUGAACAUAUAAACAAUUAUGUUUAUAUAGUUUCUAGAGACUAUAGUUUGCAGGCAAUUGAACGAUUGUCCAAAUUUCGAAAAGAAACCGAUUCAAUUUUAAUUAAAAUUGUAUUGCUAAAGAAGGGUUAUCCAACAAAUUAUUUUAAUUUUGGAGAAAAUUUAGAAGAAACAAAUAAAAAAUUUAAAGAAUUGGUUAAGAUUGGAGAUGGAAAAUAUUAUUUAAUUAAAAAAGAAUUUGAUAAUUUAAAAGAAGGAAUAAUUAAAAGUAUAGAAGGAAAAAAAGGGAAAAGAAAAAAAUUUAUAAAAUGCCAAAAAAUAAUUAAAGAAAGGAGUGAAUGGUUUGAUAAACAAGGAGAAUUGGAAUAUAUGAAGCAUUACUUGCUUGAUAAAAGAAACCCUGUAAAGUUUUUAAAUAAGUUGGAAAGAGUAAAAAAGUUGUUAAAAAGAAAAAGAAAGGAAGAAGAAAAGUUGUUAAAAAUAAAAGAAGAAGAAAAGUUGGCAGAAAAUAAACUUGAAGAAAUGAGAAAAGAAACAAUUAAUGAAAUGCCCCCAAUAGUUAAAACAAUAAUAAAUAAGGUGGAAAUAAUCGAACAAGUUUUAAUAGAGGGGAAAUUGUUGGAAAGAGAAUUGGAAGCAUUAAAAGAGUUUUCGAAAGUGCAUACAAAAGUUGAUUUUAUAAACAAGUUGGAAGCAAUUCAAACAAGUUUGGAAAACAAAAAAGAAAACAAACAUGUUGGGGAAAACAUAGAAACAAGUAAAACAAAUGUUGGGGAAGACAUAGAAACAAUCCAAACAAGUUUGGAACACAAAGAAGAAAACAAACAUGUUUGGGAAAACUUGGAAACAAUUCCAACAAAUGUUUGGGAAGAUCCAGAAAACAAACGUGUUGAGGAAAACUUAGAAACGAUUAAAACAAAUGUUUUGAAAGAAUUAGAGAAAAUUAAAACAAGUUUGGCAAAAAAGCAAGAAGGAAACUUUAAAAAAAAUGAACAAAGUACAAUAAUAAAAAAGUUGAAAACAAUACAGAAAGAUGCAAGAAUUGAAAAGUUUAAAACUUCUUUAAAAAUGUUGGAAUCAACUAAAACAACAUUUUAUGCCGAUGAAAUGAAACAAGAGUUACUAAACAGAAUUCCAAAGUUUAUUGAAUGUUUUAAAAACAAGACAAAGAAAAGUUUUGAACAAGUUUUAAACGAGUUGAAAAUAGCAAAAACAAGUUUAUUAAACUUGAAAGGUCAAACAGAGGUGUUAAACAAGCUGGAAAAUAUAAAACAAGUUUUAGAAGAGAAAGUAGAGAAAAACAAAGUUUUAAAAAUGUUUAGAGAGGUAACAAACAAGUUUAAGAAAAAUAAGGAUUAUGAUAAGUUUGUUGUGAAUUCAAUCAACAAAACAAAGGAAAUGUUGGAGGAGGGAAAGCCUUAUGAACAUGUUCUAAACAAGUUGGAAAUAACUAUAAAUUAUUUAACAAAAUUUAUAACACGAAUAAAUUUGUUUAACGAGUUGGGAUUAACCAAACAAAGUUUUAUGGAGAAAGAGAGUGAAGAAAAAUUAUUUGAACAUUUGGAGAGGAUGCAUGAGAUUUUAUCAAAAAAAAUAAGUUUAGAAACAUUGGAAGAAAUGAAAAAAAAUUUGGGAGUUGAGGGGGAUAUUGUAACUAAAGAAAACUUGAUUGAUGAAGAAUUAUUGAUGACUAUGCAUCAAAAAGUUGGACAUAUACAAAGUAAUAUUAUGAAGGAACCAGGAGAUAAUAAUGAAAUCAAGAAAUGUAAAAAAUGGGAAAUGCCAGAAAGUAAAGAAAAAAAUCAUGAAUUUACAAAGAAAGUGGAAGCGUAUAGAUUCAACUUGGUCGAUCGUUUUGUCUGGUUAGAAAAAUUAACAUUGACGAAAAUAGUUAAAGAUAAGGAAAGAAUUCGAAUUCUAGAAAGUCUAAAUGCAAGUAUUAAAGAAGCUGCAGAUCAAGAGGGUGAAAAGACAAAUGAAAAAAAGAAAAUGAUGAAGAAAUUAAAAAGUAUAAAUGGUGAAAUGGCAGCGAAUUUAGAAAGCCUUGAGGAACAUUUAAAUAAAUCUGAGAUUGUGAUGAAAAAUUUUAUUGAUGGUGCUAUGGUAAGGAUAAUUAUUAUUAUAGUAAUUUUUGUGCAGACAAUUUUGUAA